UACUCAUUUUUUCUUCUUGCUUUUGGUAUCAGAUACUUCAGAAACGAGUCUUGUGGUAUCUGCUAGAUGUUGCAGAACCAAACUACAAAAUCACCAAACUGCAUCUUGGUCCCAUUCUCUUGGCGUUUGCUUUGCAUGGAGUAAUGGUGGUGAUUGUGCUUCACCUACCAAUAAAAACAAUCAGUCUCAUCAGCCAGUCCUUUUUCCCUCUCCAAAUUGGGGUCUACGAGGAGGAUUCUGCGCUUCGUUUACUUAUUGCUUAUACGUGCCUAAUUAGAUUUGGCCCCUGGUGGUUAGUCAGCUUAAUUAGACCAUCCAUCAGACCCAUAGUUCACAAGUGGAUUAUCACUAUCAGUUCUUUGCUCAAGUUAAGUGAUUUCUUGCUCGGAGAUCCCCUCAGAGACCGUGCAAAUCGUAAUGUGAGACCGCUGUUUCUAGUAUUUGGCCUAGCUGAAGGCUCUAUGGUCAGUUUGUAUGGAUCUCAAAGCGAUACCACCUGUGAAGAGGAUACAAACGACCAACGAGAUAAAAGGUUUAUGCUGAGGAUUGGAGUGAUGUUUGUUCUAGCUGCUCUGAGUAUGUUUCUUGUUAGUACAACCUUCAUGGCUCUACCACUCCUAGUGGGAAGGGAGUUCUUCCACUCUAUCUCUUUCUUCACGAUAAGUUUCGGAUUCAAACACGACGAUCUUUGUGCUUUCUCGAUUGGAUUCUGUAUCCUGCGAGGACUCUAUAUCGUCACUUGCUUCGUCUAUGAUCAUCUCGUGACGGAAAAAACAGAUUUACUUGUCAACCAUGUCCUGAUCUUCAUACGGAAUGUCUUGUUAUUCUCCAUCUGGAUCUCCAUCAUACCGGGAUUGCUCGGUCUCCUUAUUGACCUUAUGAUCAUCAUACCAUCACAAGUUCUGCUAGAUGAAUCCUCAGUAUAUAUCUUGUACCACAAUUGGUUGAUCGGUGUGGUUGUCCUUCACAUCUGGAUCAUUCUGACUAUGUACACUGGGAUCAACUGUUUCACGACUGUGGCAUGGCGGGAAAAGCUGCAGAGAAUCAGAAGCGUUGGAAUCAACCGACUUCCUUUUAAGUGGCUGAUUCGAGACGUUAUUGAUUCGAUCAUAGUGUCCCUGUUAUUCACUCUAUGUGUUCCCUACGUGGUGGUGAACUCUCUGUUCCCGAUUCUUGGAUUUUCCAGUGAAGUCAACUUAGCCGUCCAGCGGUUCAUUUGGCCGGCGAUCCUAACCUUAAUCCCCAUAUGGUUUAUUGUCAAGCUCAUUCGUGUUCUUAUCACUUACAUUCACCAACUGGAAUUUGAUAAUCGAUACAAAGUGGGAGAGAGGCUGAUGGAUCUCACUGACGAGCAGGCUGGAGUAACAACGACCAAAACCAAUGGCUAACGAUAGAGAAUAGUCUUCAAUUAUAAGUACAUAUACAGUUUCUUAUGUUGUAGUAUCUCUUAAGUAACUAAUCUAUGAAAUGCAAACACCUUAAGACGA
Molecule: messenger RNA, 1487 nt
Organism: Capsella rubella
Lineage: Eukaryota; Viridiplantae; Streptophyta; Magnoliopsida; Brassicales; Brassicaceae
Product: probable E3 ubiquitin ligase SUD1
Exons: 6
Coding region: 144-1388 (414 amino acids)
Cellular component (GO): endoplasmic reticulum membrane
Source: RefSeq, a predicted model, not a curated record